Molecule: messenger RNA, 1560 nt
Organism: [Torrubiella] hemipterigena
Lineage: Eukaryota; Fungi; Ascomycota; Sordariomycetes; Hypocreales; Clavicipitaceae
Source: the annotation of a GenBank genome assembly
CGACUAUUUCCCCACGGUCCCAAUUGGGGUAAUUCUAGAAACACGGCAAAUUGCAGCGACAUAAAUGGCCAGUAAUGGCCCUUGUCCAUAGUUCAGGGAGAUUUGCCGAAUGCUGGGCUGUGCGGGGGACAGACACAAUAGCGUUUGUUAGACUUAAAUGGGCUAAGCGAGCUUGAAUCAGCAGCAACGCAUUGUUUUAGUGUUUUAGCGAAGAGGGGAAAUGGCCACCAGGUUGGCGACGCUUGAUACCGAACCGAGAGGGCUACAGAGGAAUUUGUAUAAAGAUCUCGAAAGCUGCCCACCAGUUUGAACUGAAGAGAAAGAGUAUCUACAUCUACAUCUUCAUCGCUUAACAUUCAUAUCCUCUCUUACACAAUGGAGCUCCUCGUCCUUCUCUCUUGUCUGUCUCUUGCUCUGGCCGGGCCCACUGCCAUUAAGCGCGAGGAGCCUGCGCCGCUGCUGAUCCCCCGUGGCGCCAAUCUUAUUCCCAACAACUAUAUUGUUAAGCUCCACAAGGAUACCCAUCCCAGCGUGCUCGACACUGUUAUUUCUCAAUUACACGUCCAGCCCAAGCACAAAUACCGCGGUGCGUUCAAGGGGUUUGCUUCCAAGCUUGAUGCUGUCGCACUGGACGCUCUUCGUCACCACCCCAAUGUCGAAUAUAUUGAGCAGGACCAGACUGUUACUCCUGAUGGAGUUGUCACCCAGUCUGGCUCUACGUGGGGCCUUGGUCGCAUCUCUCACCGUGCCCAGGGCAGUAAGCAGUACACCUACGACACUGCUGGAAGCGGUGCCGGUGUCUGCGCAUACGUGAUUGACACUGGUAUUGAGACCAGCCACCUUGAAUUCGAGGGCCGUGCCCAAAUGGUUGGCCACUGGAACGGUGAUGACGACUCUGACAACUGCGGCCACGGAACUCACGUUUCUGGUACUAUUGGAAGCAAGACAUACGGCGUGGCUAAGAGCAUCAACCUGUACGGCAUGAAGGUUCUUGAGUAUAACGAGGACUCUGGCAAAUGUGGUGGUCCGACCUCUGCCGUCAUUGCGGCCAUGAACAGCGUUGCUGAUGACGCCGCCAAGCGCAACUGCCCCAACGGCAUUGUUGUCAACAUGUCUCUUGGUGGUCCCAACUCCAAUGCUCAGGAUGACGCUGCCCGCAACCUCAUCAAGCAGGGCAUCUUUGUCGCUGUCGCUGCUGGCAACGACAACGCCGACGCUUCUACUCACUCGCCUGGCAAUACUCCUGAAGUCUGUACUGUCGGUGGCACUGCUGAGGGCGACACACGCUACGUCAACUCCAACUGGGGUCCUCUGGUUGACAUUCUCGCCCCCGGUGUUAAGGUCUUGUCCACCUACAUUGGCGGCACUACCAAGUCGCUCACUGGUACCUCCAUGGCUACUCUUCACAUUGCCGGUCUUGCUGCAUACAUUGCUAGCAGAGAUAAUAUUGUUGCCGGACCUGCUCUGUGCGACUACAUUGUUCAGACGGCUACUCAGGAUGCCAUUACCGAUAACCGUGCUGACACUGUCAACAAGCUUGCCUUUAACGGUGCUACAUAG